AUGUGUAAAUCAUCCACUCUUGCUUUUGUUUUAAUCUUUGCGUUUUUGUUCAAGUUGGAAAAGCCGACCUGGAAGCUGGUGACUAUUAUUGUUAUUAUUACAGUGGGCGUUGUAUUGAUGGUAGCCAACGAGACCGAAUUUGACGUUGUAGGGUUCAUGCAGGUCAUGUCAGCUGCUGUUUGUGGUGGCCUCCGUUGGUCACUCACAGAAGUGUUACUACGUAGAGAAAGUAUGGGCCUAACCAACCCGUUUGCUUCCAUUUUUUUCUUGGCUCCUGCUCAAGGUAUCAUUUUGUUUGUUAUUUCUGGUCUUGUGGAAGGAUAUAUCACAAUUUUCAAUAGUGCUUUCUUCAUUUCUUUUGCUGAAGGGUUGAAUACUAUUGCUAUCAUUCUUGCGGGCGGUUCACUUGCAUUUUGCAUGAUCGUCUCUGAAUUUUUCUUAAUCAAACGCACUUCCGUCGUCACUCUCAGUGUUUGUGGUAUUUUCAAAGAAGUAGCGACUAUUUUCAUCUCUAUGCUUGUCUUUGGUGACGUUCUCACUAUUGUCAAUACAAUCGGUUUAUGUAUUACUUUAUUUGGUAUUGGUUUGUACAAUUGGUUUAAAUUCAACAUCGUAUCAGCAAGAACGCGUAAGGAAGCGGCCGAGCUGGAAAAUGAAAGGAUACUUGCCAUAGCGGAAGAUAAUGAGCGGAAUAGAGAGGAUGACGCUAUGAAGGCCUCAUCAGUAGAAGAUGUUGAUGAGGAUAUAAAUAUGGUUGACGAUGUUGAAGAUGAGGAGAAUAUGAGCGAAACACAAGAGCAAAACAGCGGCGAUUCGAGUGAAGAAGAUGACGAAGAUGUAAAUAGUUUGAAUGAGUCUGAUCUAGACGACGAAGCUGAUGAUUUGGAGUCUGAUGAAGACGAUGAAGUAGAAGAAAUGGAUGUAGAUGGUUUAGCAAAAAAACGAACAAAUAAAUAUGAUACAGAGGCAUUUUCCAGUGCUAUGACAAAGAUUCUAUCGCAUAAGCUCAGUGGAUCUGAUAAAAAGCAACCAAUUUUGGCGAGAUCAAAAGGCGUAGAACGUAAAAUUGAAGAUGAAAAAUUAGACUAUAAAGCGCGUAAGAUACUAGCUGCUCAGAAAAAGGCAGCAAAAGAGAAAGGACGUGUGAUUCCAGACUUUACAACAUUUGAUUACGAAAAGAAAUUAAGGAAGGUAGCGACCAGAGGUGUAGUGAAGCUAUUCAAUGCUAUUAGAACACAACAAAAAAUGACAGAAGUAGCAGUGAAUAAUGCAGCUUCGACGAAAAAGACUUUAAAUGCCAUUGAAAGGGCUAAAGAUGUGUCCACUAUGUCAAAAUCUAGCUUUUUAGAUCUCUUGAAGUCUGGCAAAAAAUAA
Molecule: messenger RNA, 1374 nt
Organism: Mycotypha africana
Lineage: Eukaryota; Fungi; Mucoromycota; Mucoromycetes; Mucorales; Mycotyphaceae
Product: Rrp15p-domain-containing protein
Exons: 6
Coding region: 1-1374 (457 amino acids)
Biological process (GO): maturation of LSU-rRNA; maturation of 5.8S rRNA
Cellular component (GO): preribosome, large subunit precursor
Source: RefSeq, a predicted model, not a curated record